AUGAAACAUCGUCUGGUUCACAAUGCUGUGCCAUGUUCUCCGAAAUCGCACGUAACAAAGAAUGCAGUUUCAAAUCAGCAGGUGCCUAAUUUAAGUGACACACCUUUCUCAAGUGCUAUGGGUAAUCAUUUAAUAUCCCCAGUUCCUGUUCAAGGACCAAGUAAUCAACAAACACCAGUAGCCUGCAGCACAUCAAAGUCGCAUUAUUCAGCGAAAAAAUAUACGCCCAGAAAAUCAGUAUUGGCAAAUACUGUUAAAAAGUUUUGGGACAUGGCAAGGCAACUAAAAUUAAAAGUGGCAACUUCAGAGAGAAAAUCUAUAGCUUAUUCUUUUGAAAAAACACUAUUUAGUCAAAGGGUUAGCAAAAAAUGUUCAUUCAUUCAGCGGCAGGUAAUAUUGAACACUCAAAAAACAAAAGGCAGGCGUUUUACACAAUCUGACAAAAUUGAUGCCUAUCGCAUCUACAGUAAAAGUAGAGCAGCAUAUCGUGUUUUAAAAGAAUUUCUUCAGCUACCAGAUGAACGAACUCUUCAGCGUUUUGUGUCAUCGAAGCUCGCAUACGCAGGGAUUAGUGCAGAUGUUAUAUUUGCAUUGAAACAAGUUCUGCAAAAUAAGGAGAAACAUGAAAAAAUGUUUGCCUUAAUCUUUGACGAAGUAUCAUUGAAACCUUCUCUGGUGUAUGACCGCCAAAAGGAUCACGUGGUUGGAUUUGAGGACUUUGGUGGUUUACGAAGCGAUUCAUUUGCCAAUCAUGCACUGGUACUAAUGCUGAGAAGUUUGACUAGCAAGAAAAAGGUACCACUUGGUUUUUACUUCUCAAGCCAUGCCAUGAAUGCAGAACGACUUCGAGAUAUAGUAAUGGAGGCAUUGUCAAAAUUGUCUUCUGCUAAUGCUACAGUUAAGGCUCUGGUUUGUGACCAGAGUGGAAGUAAUUGUAGAUUGUUUGGUCUCCUAGGAACAGAAUCUACAAAGCCAUUCUUCUAUUUUAAUGGGCAGAAGGUUUUUUGUUUGUUCGAUCCACCACACCUUUUAAAAAAUUUACGACGUAGCCUUAUGAAAUAUGACCUCCAAACUAAUAAAGGACUUGUGUCAUUCAAGCACAUUCGAGAUUUUUACACAGUGGAUCAAACACUUCUUGUUCGCUGUGCACCAAAAAUUACCGAUGCACACAUAUACGUGGCUGGCAUGAAUUCCAUGAAAGUUGCGCUUGCUGCGCAAGUUUUUAGCCACACAGUAGCAGCAGGAAUGAAUAUGUGUGUGUCCUAUCUGGACUAA
Messenger RNA from Stegodyphus dumicola, 1275 nucleotides. RefSeq lists its product as uncharacterized. NCBI's taxonomy places the organism in Eukaryota, Metazoa, Arthropoda, Arachnida, Araneae, Eresidae. The record is from RefSeq and is a predicted model, not a curated record.